CAUAUAAAAAGAGAAAGAGAGAAUGCACUCGGUGACUCGGGGGACGUUUCCGAACGCAGCCAUAGAUGGGAUAAAUCGUGUGAUCUAUUUUUGUAAAGGAUUUCAUAUAGUUAUUCUUCCUGAAUCUCUUUUAGAUCUUAAUUUUUGUCCUGUGAGAUUUUAGUGAAUCAAUCAAAAUGACGGAAAAAUUACCUAAGGAGAUAACGAAAUCGAGUUUUCGUCGAAAAGUGUGGGAUUAUAUGGCAAAGAAUGAAUUGGUAAACUUUCCUGUUAACAUAUAUAAACGUAUUCCGAACUUUAAAGGUGCUGUGGAAGCAGCGCAGCAGUUGAUUGAAUUAGAUGAAUUUAAGAAAGUCAAAACCAUAAAAAUAAAUCCAGACAAACCGCAAGAACCAGUACGAUUUUUAGCUCUGGAGGCCAACAAAGAAAUUAUUGUACCUAUUCCCAGGUUAAGAUCUGGCUUAUUUCUGCAUGUUACACCAGUUGCUGGUGCAACAAAGGAACAAUUAAAAACACUGGCUUCUAUGCGUGGCCUAGAGCAAGUGGGUAAACCACUUGGACUUGAUUCUAAUAUUAAGGUAGAUCUCAUUGUGUUGGGAUCUGUAUGCGUCAGUCGAGAUGGAUACAGGCUUGGCAAAGGAGAAGGUUUUGCGGAUCUCGAAUUUGCCAUGAUGAUGAGAAUGGGCACAAUAACAGAAAACACAGUUGUUAUCACGACAGUGCAUGAUUGCCAAAUUGUAGAUUAUUUACCACCACAAUUGUUUAAAGAGUACGACGUGCCGGUAGAUAUAAUUGUUACACCAACACAAACUAUAUUUGUGAAGCCGAGAUUAAAGAAACCAUCUGGUAUAUUGUGGCACAUGCUCAGUGAAAGAAAACUCAAAACUAUGCAGGUAUUACAGCAGCUCAAAGAGAUGGAUGAAAAGGAUGGCAAAAUAGUAAUUCUGAAGGAAGUCGAUUCCGAUAUCGAGACGCAUCGAUAUAUAAAAAAUCGCGUUAAAUAUUCGAAAAACAAGAAACAUCACAAUAUAAAAAAGGAUGCAGCUAAUAUAGAAAAUUCUACUGUGGAAGGUGUCAAAGAUAAAAUUCUUAAGCCACGUUUCCCACGAAGACGUACUUAUAAAAAAACCAAAGUCGAAGAAGAAAAUAAUCUUUCUAAUGCUGAAGUGCAAACAAAAGGGGAAAGCAAUGGCAAGAGUGCUCCCCGACGACGAAAGAAUCUUCGCACCAGAACGAAAGCGCAUAUCGACUUUUCUUUAAAGUUGUCGAAUAUUUCGUCUGGCGUGAGAGUCCGUGAUUUGAAAAACGCUUUGUUGGAGCGUGGUAUUAAACCAAAUGAGAUAACUUGGCAAGGGUAUCGCGGCAUUUGUUACCUUCAUUUUAGCAAACUUAGGAGUGAGACUGCUUCACCGGAUCAGCCAGUUCAGGUAGAUUCGAUUAUGGCGAAUUUACAGCAGCUUCGAAUCGGUGAGUUUAUGAAUAACGAGGAAGGUUUUAUACACGUAGAACCCGCGAAACCGAUUUCCAGAAUCGAGGUUACUGAUGUGACGACCGUUUAAAUGAUAUUUACUAAAAAAACUACAUCGAACAUAUAUUUACGUAGUUUUUUGGACGUUUCAAUGUUGAAUAUAUAUGUAUACCUUUCCCAAAAUUAAUUCCUUUUUAAUAAUUUUGCUUUUAUAUACAUAUAUACAUGUCCUCAGAUAAUACGCAUUUCUUAUCAGUUGGAUUUAAACAAGUUUUAUGUGUAAGAAAUUGCGCGAUUUCUGUGGGACAUUGUACUUUUUUUUUAUAAAUACUAGCUUAAAUGCUUUGAGUUGCACAUGAUAUAUUUACAUAUAGGCAUAUCUUUUUAACAACAAUUUUACAUUAUAUUUUACAUUAUAUUGUUACUUUGCUUUUUAUAUACUGGGAGUUGUACUUUUGCAAAUAUUACACUGAGAUAAUAUGUCGAUAAUAACGAAUUCAGACAAACCGAGAUGUGAUAUACAUAUAUACCUGGUGCAGUGCGAAUAUUAAUAUUCUAAUAGUUAUUAUGAUUAACGCAGAUAUAUUGCAUAUUUUUGGCUAAUGAGUUUAUUUAUACUUUCGUAUUAAGCCGUUUGAUAUGCAAGAUGAUAUCGAGUAAUUUUUCAACAAAUUCUCAUUGCGCAUAAAAUGAUCUGUGAUCAAAAGAUAUCUAGUAUAAGAUAGUUGGUGUGUGAAGAAACAUAGCAAGCACAAUAUUGCUGAAUAGAUUGAGAGACAAACAAAAAUAUUUUAAGACUUAAAUCGGUACAUGUACAUUGGUACCUAAAAUUGGUAUCUAAAACAUAAUAUUUUCUUUGAUUUUUUUAACAAUUCAUUUUUUCUAGUCCAGAAUUAUAUUAAUAUAAAAUAUCGAAUAUUCAAAUUAGGAUACAUUAGAUUAUACAUGAUGUGACUCGGGACUUGUUAAAAGUUACAUGCCGAUAGAUAUAUCAACUGUUUUAUUUCUUUUGAAGAAUUAGCAAAAAUUGUUCUUGGUGAUUUUUUCCAUUCUCUGCAAAAAUAUGAGUUGAGAUUAAUCGAUGUGAGUAGUGUGCAUAUCUGCGAUACCAUCUAGUAGCAAUCAUCUAACAUUAGAACAUAGACUGAUGACAAUAGUUUAAGUCUCGUUUAUAAAGGAUAUUCGAAGCAAAUGAAGAUGCGAGUUAUCAACAUUUCUUCGUGUAGGCAGAAAUAAGAAAAAGUAUUCUAUUUUUCUGAACGUACAUAUUCUCGUAACAGAAGAUUAGAUACAAAUAUAUUUUCACAUGUUCUAAAACCAUUUUAUAGACGUGUUGUGGUCUUCCAUGUAUUGUCAUUUGAAAUGAUAGGUGGUGCUUGCGUGUUGGCCGAAAAGCGGAAAAACGGCAAUACUUUGUGAUAUUAACAAAUGAUUUAUUAUUUCUAAAUAUAUAUAUAUAUAAUAGCGAUGUGGUGAUCAUAUAGAACUAAUAACGAUUAUUUUUCGAAUGUACACAAAUCUUGCAUAUAUAAAGAAAAACUUUCUUUUUAUCAA
This is a messenger RNA of Nylanderia fulva, 3022 nucleotides long. RefSeq names its product methenyltetrahydrofolate synthase domain-containing protein lost (gene lost). Gene Ontology annotation, cellular component: cytoplasm. Lineage: Eukaryota; Metazoa; Arthropoda; Insecta; Hymenoptera; Formicidae. The record is from RefSeq and is a predicted model, not a curated record.